This is a messenger RNA of Schistosoma bovis, 5592 nucleotides long. The record is from the annotation of a GenBank genome assembly. NCBI's taxonomy places the organism in Eukaryota, Metazoa, Platyhelminthes, Trematoda, Strigeidida, Schistosomatidae.
CAUAAAAGUCCGAUAGUUUGACUUGCUUUUUUGUGUUUAUUAUUUUUUCGUUUUCCGUAGAGCAGUCUUGACUGUUUCACUUCCAUCCAUAUUUGCUAAACCUCAAUAACAUGUGUACAUUAUUCACCGUUUAAUAACAAAGUUUUUAGUACUCUAUUAGGACGAUUAUUAUUUCCAUGUAAAUAAUGCAUUAAAGCCAUUGUGUGAAACAUAAAACGCAAAUUCACUAUACAAUAACCUAGCAAUACUCGACUGAAUAGUGAGCUAAAAUAAAGUUGCAACGUGUUUACUUCCUUGUAAAUCUUAUCUUAAUAGCUUAAUGUAAAGCUAAAUAAUUUGCAUUAGUUAUCGGUAAUAACAUUGCAAUAAUUUUUUAUCGUUAUAUCAUUUUGUGUUUAUUUCCGGAUACGCAAAUGAUAGUCUGUUAAUCUUCAAAAGCAUUCAGAAUCGGAAUUUAUGAGACCUGGCAAAAAUAUGGAACACUACACACUGCUUCCACUAAUAAUCAUUGUGUGUUUAUGCCAAAGAUUGGAAACAUCUUUUUACCUUAGAACAAAAAAUAUUUGCAGUAGUCGUGACAAAGUUUCCAUUAUCGGUGGGGAACAAAGACGCUUAGUUACAGAAGGAGGUCGGGUAACACUAAUAUGUUGUGUACCAGGUAAAAGUAAUGGUCAUGAUCAUGAGCAACUUGUAUGGAAUAGCCCGGAUGGAAAAGAAUUAGCAAACUAUUUUUCUAACCCAAUAUCUGAUAAUCAACACACUGCAUAUUCUGUGCCUGAUUUUCACUCAAAAGAUCACUUGAUAACUAUGAUGGUUAUUCAGAAAUUCCAAGCCAAAGAUAGUGGCCAGUAUACAUGUCGAAAUACACACCCUAGUUCUACAGCCCUUCCAGCUAGUGUCUUUAUAGAUGUCAGACCUAGGCUUUUGGCAGACUUCAUUCCAUUACCCCCAUCUAAUGUAGAGGAUUCUGGUUCAGCAGUUGUGGCUGGUGUUGCAGUGUCUGUCGCUCUUGAAGAAGGACGAAGAGGAGAAAUAAAAUGCCGAGUUAACUCACAACUUAAUCUCGAUAGUGUUCAACUUACGUGGUUUUUUCAGGGUCGUCAACUGAUUACGCCGUCCAUCGUAAUGAAACAAAUAGGACAAAAGAAUUUGUUUAAAGUCAAUAACACUAGCCUUGAGAACCCUCUUACUGAAAUUGAAAAUCCUGAUAUUUUCCCACCAUCCUCACAUGAAAGAAGUUUUGCAUCAGGGUCAAACCAACUGUUUACCGAGCAACUAAACCGCCCUGUUGCCCUUGAUCCUGAAGAAUUGGGUAUACAAAUUUCUCAGAAUGGACAAAUACUAGAUAUUUCGAGAGUGGAUACACGUCAUUCAGGAAUAUUUUUAUGCAAGGCAGAAACUGUUAAUCCAACAUGGUCACCACAAAAUUCAGAAUACGAUUCACGCUUAUACGAAAGUGGAGUUGUAACUUCACCUUUCUUGAUACAAAUCCAAGCCAUUCGUGGCAUAGUUUAUUCACGUCCACGUUUACUCCCGGGAAGCCCCAUGGAAGUAUUCUCUACAACUGAUUCAGAUGAAUCACAGUUGGUGGAUCCAUAUAAACACUUUGUUAACAAGCGUCAGGAUGAACAGAGAUUAGAUACAAUUCCAGGUUCAUCCAGUUAUUUGCAAACUGUCUUGCCUUUAUGGCGUGGUAGUGAUAAAGAAAAAGAAAAACCUAUUAUGACAAAUGCAAGAAAGAUAGUUCAGGAAGGUGGAAGACUCAUAUUAGAAUGCCAAGCUCGUGGGAGACCGAGUCCACAACUACUCUGGUAUAGAGGUGGUAUGGGAUCUUCAACAACAAACAGUUCUCAGGCUAUUACAUUCGAUCAACGGAUCAAGUCAGCAUUACAGCACUUACCUUUGGAAGAUGUACAACGAGAACUGGGAAUUCUUAUCGCUGACUUCGAUCAUCUUUUUCCUGCUGUAAUUAACAUGGUAAAUAUAUCAAAUGAAGUUACAAACAAAGCACCUGAAAAUCCUGGAAGCAUUCACAGAAAAGGAAUACAAACGCAUGAAUUAGGUCGUUUUCAGUUGUCUACUGGUCUUCGAAAAGAUGACCAGGGAGACCCCGUUAUAGCAAUGUCACGCUUAACAAUCAAUAACUUAAUGCCUUCAGAUGCCACUCGUUAUACUUGUCUUGCCCUCUUGAAUUUGAAUUACUAUGGUGGGGCUGGAAAUUUUACUGAUGUUGGGAGCAUUCUUCCUGAUGUUGUUCUCAGACCCAGAUUUGUUCGCUCAGGAACUAAUUUAAAAGCCAGCGGAUAUCCUGGAGAAAGUUGCAGGCUAACAUGUGAAGCAUACGGCGGUCUUCCGAAUGAAAUGGGUCUACGGGUUCGACUUUUAAAAGGUCCUGGUGUCAACAAACUAAUUUCUUCUUUAUCUUAUUCUAUGUAUUCAGAAAAUAAAAAUCCUAUAUUUAAAUCGUAUGAAGAUCUUGCUGAACCUCAGUCAGUUCAUUCUUCAUACACCAACCCAAUGUUUAAUCACAAAUCGUUCGUUAAAGACAACGAAUUAAAUGACUGGUUUCCAUCUGAUACACAGUACACAAGUUUGUUGACUGGAAAUGGCAUGAGCGAUAAAUCAAAUAACAGUGAUUUUAUUGAAAUUGUCAAACCUGGUAUGAAUCCUCGAUAUCACUUGAAAGUUGAACCAGAUCCGCGAAAUCCAUACGCAACAAUUUUACGUUUGGAUAUUACAGAUUUAACACCAGAAGAUAAUUCAUUUUAUUUAUGUGAAGCACUCUCCGGACCUCAUUGGCGAGCAGUUACUCCUACAUCAUCAGAACCGCCUGGGAGAGUGACAGUUUGGUUCGCUCCACCUGCCGCAGAGCCUCGACGUAUUAGUGAAAUAUCAGACCGAUUGGAUGCGGAUGAAAGUGAAACACUCUCUCAACCUGGCAAAUAUGUUGUUUAUGGUCUAUCUCAUUUACCUUCUAAAAUAGCUUGUCAAGCACUAGGACAACCAGCACCUCAAUGGAAAUGGGUGGGACCACAAAGUGGACCAAGUGUACCAUUAGGUGAACUAAAUGAUCCGAAAGGUUAUAUUAAAAUGGACUAUCAAGACGGCGAAUAUUCUGUAACUGAAUUAACUGUUCCUGCUGGUUAUUGGAAUGUCGGAGUAUUUGGUACUUAUUCAUGUACUGCAACCAAUAGAUUAGGCCAUGCUACUGGGCAUGUUCGACUGCAGCUAGCUAGCCAUCCUGGUAGACCAGCUUUAAGAGCUUGUAGAGUUGAAGCAACUUUAAUUGAAUUGUGUGUUGAACCUCCAAAUGAGACAGGUGGUUUGCCUCUAACUCAUUAUGAAUUAAGAAUCCAAACUCAUCCACGUGGUGCUUUUCAUGGGCCUUUCGCUUAUCUUCCUGGUCGCAGAGUGCUGAGAUUACCAAAUCUUAUUCCAGGUUAUUACUAUCGAUUUGCUCUGUCAGCCGUAUCAAGAGCAGGAAGAGGACCAAAUGCGUAUUUACAGGUUACAACUAAUCGAUUAUCUAGACCUGUACUUAAACUACUUGCUUCUCAGGAUUAUAUUAGUCCCACAGGAUAUAAUGUUCAUUGGAAUACAGAAACUACAAACGGUAUGGAUAUCAAUCAAUAUAAUAUCAAUAUAAGACCAGUAGAAGUUGAUUAUUCCAUGGGUUUGAAAAUCAGCAAUAAUCUUCAUCCUCACAGUGAGCUUCCAUAUUUUUACCGUACUAGUCCUGAUGCUUCCAGUGAAAAACCUUAAAUUGACACAAAUUAUUUGGGAUCAAAAAUGACUAUACUAUUUCUUUGUUUGUUGGCAGAUGGCAACAAAACAGUAAGACAGGAAAUAACUAAAGUAUCGAAAAUCGUCUUCGCGUCUUUAUUUCACAUCCAAUAUGUUCAACAGCAUUCAUCGUCCAAUUACACCUUGUCUUCUGCUAAAGCUUGUUAUUAUCUGUCUUUCCUAACUCUUAUCCUGAACUACUGACUAACUUGGCAAGACAAAUCAACGGAACAUCAUGUGAGUUUCUACGUUUUAUUUUAGUAGUGUAGCUAAGCCUACUCAAAAUCAUUUUAUAGUUGGGAUCUUCACAACACGUAAUCAAUGGUAACAGCCAAACUUGUUGAAUGAUAUUUGUUUACUAUAAACCACAUGAUAAUGUCAAAGAUUAUUAGUAAACGCAAUACACGCCUAAAUAAGACAGGUGAUAUUUAGGAUCAUAUCCUCCACACGAUCCUUAUAAAAUUUUAUAAUACUUUGGGUGUGCCGAAAAAUUUAUUUCCAAAUUUCUCUUACGACAUCGUAUGCACUUCUGACACAAUAGUAAGAUGUACAAAUUGAAUAACGGUUAUUGAGAUAUUAUAAAAUUUAGGUAAUAAGAUGCAUGAAAUCCAGUAGUGAAUGUGCGAUACAAUAUUACGUUAAAGUUAAUGUAAGUUCAUACAUUAUAUACAAUUGUUUUCUACGUAAUAUACACCAUGGAUUCGGAUGCAUGAUAGCUCGGACUAACACGAUAUCCAGUGAAAAUAUGUAAAUGGAAAAUAUAUGGUGACGCUAACAUCACCAACUUAUGAUUCAUAAUGUGUUACUUACCAAUGAUAUCAAACUACAAUAAAACAGAAAAUAGUUACUAGAAUAUCGCAGCAAUUUAUAUUUAAUAAUGCAGAUCAACGAACUACUAUCACUUUCUUUAAAAGUAUUUUUUUCUAGGUCUCUUCCAAUAAGAUUUGUAAUUACAGUCCUGUAAUUUACAAUGCCGAAUCAUUUUGCUUGGGAAUGUACAAUACUUAUAAAUACAUAUUUUUUUGUACUAAUUUAUUAAUUUAAUGUUUGACACAUUCCGGGUUUAAUCUCAAUAAAACUACAAGAGAUAAGAAAGCAGAUUAGGUAAGAAUUUAUUAUCAUCAUAAUCGUAUAAAGAUACCAAAGUUAUCGACCCUGUAACAUAUAUUGUUGGGACUGGAAAAUUUAAAUUCAAAGUACUUGAAAGACAAUAUACCGUAAUGUUAGGAAAAAUUUACAUGUAUGAAGGAUUAUGAAUUUUAAUUCGAUGAGAAUGGCUUUGAGGACGUGCAACAACAUGCACAAAAUUGUCAGGAUAGGAUAAGUGUUCGCUGAUCCAUUGCAUCGGUGUUUCGUGGGGUAAUGUGAUACCAUGGAUGAAAAACAGAUACCCUGAAGGACAAAAAUGGUAAAACAUAGUUACAUCAAAAUUACAAAUCAAAAGAAUCAGACCAUAUUGGACAAGACAAACAUGAUUUACAAAUGUAGGUACAUCAAUCAGUUGUAUAGACGAAGCUUAUUUGAAUCACGUUGGAUAAAUGGGAUCAUAAAGCACGAAAGUGCUUUGAAGGAAAAGUAACGUAUAUUUUUAAAGUACGCUUUCAUUUCCUGUGUAUUUUUUAAUCAUUUAAAUAAGAAAAGGAUGUAAUUAAUGAAGUACAUGCUUUACUCGAAUUAUCGACAUUUUCGUAACUCAUCCUUAAUAACAUUCGGAGAAAAUAAUUUCGAGAGUAUAAUCACAUUUUCUAUUCAAUAAAGACGUUUUGACCUCGAUCUGUACAAAACUAAAUAAAAUACAAUCUUUUAUUC